AUGGUUGAUCCCGUCCGAGUAUAUUGUGAAGAAUUGGAGGAUGUUGUGGUAUCUCUUGAUCGUUUGAUGUCGUCACUUUUUGUGCGCAAAGAUCUUCGAAAAAAGUAUCAUACAUAUGUUGUCGAUUUCAUUCAUGAGGAAUUACCGGAUCUUACAACAAUUCAGAGUGAAAAUUGUUCGAUAUGUUUAAUAGAAAUUUCACCAGGGACCCAAAUAAAAAGUGUUCCAUGUAGUCACAAAUUUCAUAGUUUAUGUUUAUUAAAUUGGAUGUACAAGAAACCUACAUGUCCAUUGUGUAGGAGGUUUAUACCUCCAAGAGUUGAUGUUUAG
Molecule: messenger RNA, 330 nt
Organism: Onthophagus taurus
Lineage: Eukaryota; Metazoa; Arthropoda; Insecta; Coleoptera; Scarabaeidae
Product: E3 ubiquitin-protein ligase RNF181-like
Source: RefSeq, a predicted model, not a curated record